Molecule: messenger RNA, 4799 nt
Organism: Lycium ferocissimum
Lineage: Eukaryota; Viridiplantae; Streptophyta; Magnoliopsida; Solanales; Solanaceae
Product: auxilin-like protein 1
Exons: 7
Coding region: 131-4579 (1482 amino acids)
Biological process (GO): clathrin coat disassembly; clathrin-dependent endocytosis
Cellular component (GO): intracellular membrane-bounded organelle; vesicle; cytoplasm
Molecular function (GO): clathrin binding
Source: RefSeq, a predicted model, not a curated record
AAAAAAUUCUCUUCUUCCCUUUGAUUUUUCUGAUUCUGCAGACAGACAAACAUCACCGAAGGAAAGAAAAAAAAAAAAAAAUUCCUCGUAAAUUAGCAACCCUAGUUCUUUCAUCUUUCUUUGUACUUGAAUGGAGUCUCUUCAACGGCCUUUACACAGAAGAAAACUCUCUAGCGCCAAUGGCUUUUCAUUUUCAUCGAAACAACAUCCAUACGACGACGUUUUUACAGGUUCACAAAUACCCAAGUUCGGAGCCCCGGUUGGAGCUCCGGAUUACUCUGAGAUUUUUGGAGUUACAUCUCGUGGUUCAUCGAUUCCUGUGCUGGAUCUCUCUAGGCUAAAUGAUGAUGCUACGGUUUCAGAUGAUUGUAAAAUUGAUUAUUCUAAUAUUUUUGGUGGUUUUGAUGACGAAAAUUAUGAUAUUGCUGUGCCUUAUGAAGACUUGUUUUCUAAACCUAAACGAGGCAAACGUUCUUCUAGUAAAUCCAGGACUGCUUCGGAAGGAUCCGAUCAAUUUAGUCCAAGUGGAAGGCAAAAUGAGUCCUCAUGUGAAGCAACUAAUCAAUCUUUGGAUGGGCCAAAGCACUUUAACUUAUCUUAUCAUAAGACCAGUCAUAGAAGCCGAGAUGGGUCAAAUGGUAUGACACAGAUAGCUCAACUGCAUGCUGUCCCUGGUUUUACGCAUUUUAUAGAUGAAAGUUCUCAUUUACCAAAGACUGAUUCCUGUCAAGAAGCACCCUUUGUAAAAAGUGAAGUACUUCGCCAAAAGAGUUUUAGUGGGGAGAUAUUUAAAGGACGUGAUAGGAAGGAGGAUUUGCAUGCCCCAAAGCUACAAAGUGUAGAUGGAGUACAUCGCAACAGGAGCUUUAGUGGUGAAAUAUUUAAAGAAGGGCAUGCUAGGAAUGUGGAUUUGCGUGUCCCCAAGAAACAAAGUUCAGAUGGACAUCGUAAUAGGCGCUUUAGUGGGGAAAUAUUUAGAGAAGGACGUGAUAGGAAUGAGGACUUGCAUGUCCCCAAGAAACAAAGUUCAGAUGAAGUUCAUCAUGACAGGAGCUUUAGUGGGGAAUUAUUUGAUGGACAUGAUAGAAAGGAGAAUUUGCAUGUCCCCAAGAAACAAAGUUCAGUUGGCGUAGUGAAGGUUGCAAGUGGAUCUAGCUGGGAUGCGUUCAAUGAUAAGUUUUUUAGUGCACGUGAUGAAUUUGACAGGAGAUCAAGUUCCACUGAAGGGGCAUCAACUUCAACCCCCAUGGCCAAUGACAUCAAGGGCCAACCUUAUCAAUCAAAAAUUUCUGGUACUGAUUUGAAAUUUGGUGCAUCUGGAAGGGGUACUCGUUCCACUGAUUCUUCUCCACCUUCCUCUGAUGAGGAACUUGAUGCAAAUUCGGCAGCUGCUAUUUCUGCUGCCGCUUUGAAGAAAGCCAUAGAGAAAGCUCAAGAAAGUAUUAGACUAGCAAAAGAGCUAAUGGAGAGAAAAAACGAAAGUGUUCCAGCUUCUCAGAAACAAAGGUCCAAAGGUAACUUAAAACCCAAGGAUAAUAGGGUUGAGUGUAACACAACAAAUAACAGGGGAAAUACUAUAGAAUUGCAGAGAAAAAUAGGUAUUGGAUUGCCUCCAUUUGCUGAGGUUUGCAGGGGAAUUCCAUCAAGCAAAGCUGAUUUUGCUUCGUGCUUCAAUCUUAAAGACCAGCAACGGGUUGCUGGAAAUGUUAAGCUGAAUACCCAGACUGAAAAUGUUGAAGCAUCUCACAGAGAUGUAGCAGGAACUUGGUUUCCGGAGCUGGUAAGUAGUAGAAAAGAGAAUACUCAAACCUUGGCAUCUCAACAGGUUGAGAGCAACAAUCGCUCUCAACCAUCUAUGGAGAAUAAUAGACAUGUAUACAAGCUAAAGGAGAUGAAUACAAGUAACAAGACCAUAGAGCUUAGCGAAGGACCUAAUAACGCCAAAUCAAUGGGGGACAUAAAGCCAACACUAAACGUUCUCGGGAAGGCAGAAGCUCCAGAGAAAUACAAAGGUACUUCUAAUUCAGCUGUGAUGCAUGAUUCUGAAGAUUAUGUAAAUUCAGAAAUCACCAAUGACCAUUCCUUUUCUAAGGAGAAAGGAAAUUGUUUUGCUGAGUUGAAGAAGCCUGAAAACAUGAAGAUCAAUUUAGAGUCGAAAUUUGUUGAACAAUGGAGUUUCAAGAACUUGCCGAAUUCUCUGGCGCCACUUACUGAGGAGAAAAUUGGGUUCCAAGAAAUGGAGAAUGAUAAUCUACCUAACAACGGAAAGACACCUCCAGGAAACGAGAUGCUGAAGCAUGAAGACUUGGAAUGCAGAAUAGCGCCGAAGAAGUUAGAAAAUGUUGAGAUGGAAGAAAACAAAAGUAGAUCGAGAAGGAGCUCCGAUGAAGAAGAAACUGACAUUGUACGUAAGGAAGCCUUCUUAUGGGGGGAAAAUGAUGAGAAGCCGCAACAUGGCUUCGAGAAAGAAGGCAUUGAGAGUAGACAGGAUGAUUUCCAAGGGGGACAGGACACCGGAAUGUGGUCGCAUGGGGUUCAUGAGCAUGGGCUGAGUGAAAACAAAACGACUUACUCUCAUGGAUGGGAAGAAAGUGAGAGAAAACAUGAAGGAUCUGAGAGGGAAAUACUUCAGAAUAUAUCCACAGAGCGUUGUCAGUACGAAGCAACUGAAGACAUAGAGAACCGAGCUGAUAAAUUCACACAGAAUAGAAAGACUGAAGCAAGUCAGGAGGCUGAAGGAACUGAUAGUGGGCUGGAAGCAUCUGAUAAGAGUGAGGAUGAUCAGGAGACAAGUGUGGCUCCAGGAGUUGCUGAUAAACAGAAUUCAAAGAAAGCUGUUAAUGAGCCUGAUCAUGAUGCCAGUACUUGUUCAAGAGAGAUACAAGAAGAUUGUGAAUGUCAACUAGAAAAUGAUGACCUUGGAAUAAGUCAGCAGGCAGUUGAUUUUGAAGGGAUACAAGGAGUUCCUGAAGCCAUCAAUGAGCAUGAUGAGUGUGAGAAGGAUGGAGUAAUUGAAGAGUCAUCCAGUUCUGGGGAGAAGGAGAUAAUGGAAACUGCUAAUGAUCUCCAAAAUGCUAGUGAAGACGAUACCUCUGAGGGCAUGGUGCAAGAUACUUAUGGGGCCUCAUCUGAGGAUGCCAAGGAAGUGAAUCAUGGUUCCACUUGCAUGAAUGGUGCGAACAAUCUUCCGAGUGAGAGAGUGGUGUUUGAGACAGAGAGCUUCUGCGAUGUUAUUCAAGAGAAUGUCAGUGAUAAUGAAUCACAUUCUGUACCUGAGGUCGACCCUUCUGAAGAACAAGAGAAUACCACAUUUACUGACAUAAACCUUGAACAGAGGUGCAUGGAGGAGACCGGUAGGGAACCAGAAGAAUCCUCAAAUCUUGAUGAAGGGGAUGACUCUUGGGUCCGUGGACAUGUAGAAAAUGAGGAAACAAUCAAGGGGGAUAGUGUCGUUGACCAGGUCGAGAAAAACAAAGAUAUUGAAGCACCUCAGCAAGUAAAGAAGUCUGUUGAGAACUCAGAAGACUUAGAAUGCUCUUCUUUACCUGGUCACGGCAAAGACAAUAAACCAAUGGACAGUGAUGAAGAGGUAAAAGCAGAACUGCAUGGGGAAGAGAACAGUCUCAGCGGAAAAACUGUUGUAGACGUGGAGACCAAAGAGUCACUGCAAAAAGAAGCGGAGGACAAAAAUAAUGGUAGAAAAACUGAGGUAGACAUGAGACAGAGGGAAAGGGAAAAAGAUAGAAUAGCUGUGGAAAGAGCAAUUCGUGAGGCUCGUGAGAGGGCUUUUGCUGAAGCCCGAGAAAGGGCAGAACGAGCUGCUGUGGAGAGAGCAACUGCUGAAGUUCGGGAAAGAGUAAUGGCUGAGGCACGAGAAAAGCGUGAGAAGGCUUCUACAACUAUCAAGGUAUCAACAGACAAAGCUUCUAUUGAGGCCAAGCUUAAAGCAGAACGAGCUGCUGUGGAGAGGGCAACAGCAGAAGCCCGUGAACGUGCUUUAGAGAAAGCUUUAUCACAAAAGAGCAUAGCUGAAUUAAGGUCUCAAGCAGAUAGAGACGGUGUUGAAAGAUCUGCUAGUACAGCCAGAGAAAACGGGUUGAAGCACAGCCUUUCUUCUUCUGAUUUGGAUAAAUUUGAUGGAAGUAAUAGUGAAUCGGCUCAGAGGCGCAAAGCAAGGUUGGAGAGGCACCAGAGGAUAAUGGAACGAGCAGCAAAAGCCCUCGCGGAGAAGAAUAACCGCGAUCUUCUGGCUCAGAAAGAGCAAACAGAGAGAAAUAGACUAGCAGAAGCUCGUGAUGCUGAUAUUAAAAGAUGGGCCAGCGGGAAGGAAGGGAACCUACGUGCACUGCUUUCUACUCUGCAAUAUAUCCUGGGUCCCGAUAGUGGUUGGCAACCCAUCUCGCUGACUGAAAUUAUUACAACUCCUGCUGUGAAGAAAGCUUACAGGAAAGCAACUCUUUAUGUUCACCCUGAUAAGUUGCAGCAAAGAGGAGCGAGCAUUCAGCAAAAAUAUAUUUGUGAAAAGGUUUUUGAUCUUCUUAAGGCCGCAUGGAAUAGGUUCAACUCAGAAGAGAGAUGACACAACGUUUUUGGAAUUUCUGUGGCAUCUCCACGCUGUCCUAGUGUUGGCAACCAACUUUUCAAGAUGGAAGAUGAUGAACGAAUUAAGGGUGCCUUAGUUUUGUCUUGUAUAUACAUUGAACUAUUGGAAAAUCUAAUCUCGGAAUUGAACAAUAGCUCCUCAAUUUGGAAAUUCAGGCUGAAAUGAUUAAUUUACAAAAUGUGCAAAUGCAAGGUAA